AUGUUCUUGGCUCACAAUACAACCUGUGUAGAGAAGCUGAAGAUUGAGCUUGAGUACAAUUGUGCUACCAUCUCGCUCACCCUUGAUAUCUGGACAGCACCGAAUCGGGUGCCUAUUUUCGCCAUUAUUGCGCACUGGAUUACGCCGGAGUUUGAGGAGAGAGAAGAGGUUAUUGAGUUUAUCGAGCUCAAAGGAUCGCACACUGGCAAACAACUAGCUGAGAUAGUUGAGAAGACACUUGAGGAGCUCAGGCUCAAGCCCAAGCUUCUCGCCAUUACGGGAGACAACGCCGCCAACAACGGCACGCUCUGUCAGUCUCUGUACGAUUCUCUCAAGAUCAAGUUCGACGACAAGGGCGUCCUGCAAGAUCUCAAGGCAGGCACAGCGAAGGAAGCCAAGAAGAUGCUGGAUAAGUGGGACGAAGAGAAUAAAAGCAACAACUACACCGUUCCGGGAGACUCUAGUCGAAGUGGGAUUGCCAAAAUCCGCCUCCUCAAUCUCUGGAUGCUGAGAUCCGGGCCUAGGGAGCAAGACUUCAAAAGCAUGCCCCGCACGCACCAUCGGAAGCCAACCUACGAUGUCGACACUCGCUGGAAUUCGACCUACGACAUGAUUGACCAAUUCCUGGAGCUUGAGGCAGAAUAUACCGAGUUCGUUGAUACUCACCAGCAAGUCAAGUGCCUCCUGCCCUUAUCGGAAGAGAUUGUCGCGCUCUAUCAACUACGGAAGGUUCUGAAGCCGUUUAAAGACCACACUCUGAAAGUCUCCGAAGCUAUGCCGCAGAUCUCACAAAGUCUCGAUAUCUAUUGGGAUUUGGAAGCUCUCCUGAUGAUGUAG
This is a messenger RNA of Hirsutella rhossiliensis, 837 nucleotides long. RefSeq lists its product as uncharacterized. The record is from RefSeq and is a predicted model, not a curated record. Bases 1 to 837 code for a protein of 278 amino acids. Lineage: Eukaryota; Fungi; Ascomycota; Sordariomycetes; Hypocreales; Ophiocordycipitaceae. The transcript is spliced from 3 exons.